UAACCAACAAAAGGCCUUUUGCAGCACUGUGUUUCAAAACCUGUUUUUUUUUUUUUUUUUAUUUGUGUCCUCAAACACAACAGGACAUGUGACUAGGGUUGCAAAAUUCCCGGAAUUUUCAAAGAUGUUAACUUUCCAUGGGAAUAAACGGGAAUUUAUGGGAAUAAACUGGGAAUUUUCAAAAUUGAAGGUUGGCUCUUCUUAGGGAACUUAAAUAUAGUUGAGCAAAGUAUAUUUUAGCAUAAUAUUGACAAAAACAAACAAAUGCAAUUCAAUUACACUUGAAUAUCCAUGCCAUUCCUUAAUCACAUGUACAGAGCACAUGCUUGCAGCAUGGCAAUUGAGACCACCUACAGGCACUGUGCAUGCCUCCAUCACAUGUACACAUGGACCACACUUUUGAGCCUGAAGAACAAAGAGUAUUGAAGGCACACAUUUGAGCCUGUGGACUUAACAAGUGAGGUAAGUUUUGAUGAUAUUAUGGGAAAAUAUAUUCAUUAAAUGUUUAAAUUGUGAAUAUCACAUAAAAUGUAUUAAUCUGGUAGAUAGCAAUCUGAUAAGAUGCUAAAUAAAAUGCUAGCAUCUGUUAGAUGCUAAAUAAGCCAUAGCUAGUAUAACAUAAAGAAGAUGCUAGCUUUCUCAUUUGGCUGUUUUGUUUUGAAGAUGAUUCCAGUAGUGAUGGGUCGGUCGCGAACGAAAUGGCUCUUAGAGCCGGUUCUUUGACGUGAACGACGCGAGUCGGCUCCUCAUUGCGAGCCGUGUUUUUUUUUUUCUUUCUCUCACCCUCUCUCUCUCUUGCACUUUUUUCCGCUUUACUCCACACGCGAGCCUUGUGCUUUACCCUGGGAUGAGGGGGGAGGGGCCGUAGUUACACUCAGCAGCACAGGAACAGAACAGGAGGGAGAGACAGAGAAAGAGCGCCAGGGACAACAACUUCACAUUAGAAAGAAAAAUGCCACGUGGGCUAUCUGAUGUGUGGAGACAUUUUACACCAGCUAAUGUACAAGGGAAAUCUGUAUAUAUGUGUAAGUAUUGUGAUAAGACGUACGUGAAGAAUGCCACAAAAAUGCAACAGCACAUUGCAAAGUGCAAAAAAAUUCCUCAAGGCCCAACACAUGCAGCAGCCAGGAGUUCCACUCAAGGGGAAAAUGAAUCUGUUUCAGCUGUAUCAGAGUCAGAUACCCACUCAUCAGCUCCUGGUCCCUCUGGCAUCAGAGGAUUCUUUGAUUUUAUGGAUGACACUAGCCAGAAAAACGCAGAUGAGUGUUUUGCUCGUGCAAUCUAUGCAACUGGCUCACCCCUGAUGCUGACAUCCAAUGUGUACUGGAAGAGAUUUUUGAAUGUUCUCCGACCAGCAUACAUUCCCCCAACCAGACAUGCAUUGUCUACUCAUCUACUGGAUGAAGAGUUCAGUCGAGUUCAAGCAAAGGUGAAACAGACCAUUGACCAAGCUGACUGUAUUUCAGUCAUCUCUGAUGGAUGGUCCAAUAUCAGGGGACAAGGAAUUAUUAACUACAUAAUCACCACUCCUCAGCCUGUGUUCUACAAGAGUGUAGACACAAAGGAAAACAGACACACAGGCCAAUAUAUUGCAGAUGAGCUCAAAGUGAUCAUCAAUGACCUUGGACCAGAUAAGGUUUUUGCACUGGUCACUGACAACGCAGCCAACAUGAAGGUUGCCUGGGCACAUGUGGAGGAGACCUACCCUCAUAUAACUGCUAUUGGCUGUGCUGCCCAUACACUAAAUCUUCUCCUAAAAGACAUAAUGGCACUAAAAACAAUGGACACUCUGAAUAAGAGAGCGAAGCAAGUUCUGAAAUAUGUUAAAGGCAAACAAGUAACUUCCGCUACAUUUCUGUCAAAGCAAAAGGAAAAGAACAAGAGUACUACACUGAAGCUUCCCAGCAUAACGCGAUGGGGUGGUGUUGUUAUCAUGUUUGACAGCCUUCUGGAAGGAAAGGAGUCUCUGCAAGAGAUGGCCAUAUCCCAGUCUGUAGGCAUCGACAGUGACAUCAAGAAGGUCAUCUUGGAUGAUGUGUUCUGGGAAAGAGUAUCUAGCAGUCAGAAAAUCCUCAAACCUAUUGCAGCAGCAAUAGCGAAGAUAGAGGGGGAUGGUGCCAUCUUGUCAGAUGUCCAGUGCCUUUUUGCAGAACUCAAAGAAGAAAUCCAGACAAUUCUGCCCACUUCCCUACUACUGAAAGCAGAGGAAACGGCUGUGGUCAAGUCAUUGGAACAGCGGAGGGAGUUCUGCAUGAAGCCAGUGCAUGCAGCAGCAGCAUACAUGCUGGACCCCAAACAUUAUGACAAGGGCAUACUUUCUGGGGAAGAGAUCAACAGUGCCUAUGCGGUCAUUACAGCCAUGUCUGACCACCUGGGUCUCGAUAAAGGCAAAGUUCUAGGCAGUUUGGCAAAGUAUCGAACAAAGCAAGGCCUUUGGAAAGGGGAUGGAAUAUGGCAGUCAUACCAAAACAUAUCUGCAGCCACCUGGUGGAAGGGACUAUGUGAAUCUGAGGCCCUUGCACCUGUAGCCUCCAUCCUCCUCCAAAUCCCACCAUCAUCAGCCGCCUCCGAGCGCAACUGGUCACUGUUUGCGAACACCCACACAAAGGUUCGCAACAGACUCACAAAUGUGAGAGUGGAAAAGCUGGUUGGCAUUCGGGCAAACCUAUGGCUCUUUGAGCCUGACACAGAGCCAUCCUCAACAAGGCUGGAAGGUGACAUUGAAGAGGAAGACUCAGAGUUGGAUGCUGAUGAAGUGGACAUGUUGUUGGAUGAUGAUGAGGUCCAGGAAGAGUCUAUUGACUGAGCAAAAAUGAGAAAAGAGGAUUGCUUGAAGGAAGAUUUGCAUGUUUAAUGGGACGUUUUGAAGGAUAAGUUUAACCUUUUGAAUGGGACUUUGUGGAGAUUUCUGGACAGGGGGCAUUUUCGAAUGAGCGGGGUUAGGGGAUGGCAAUAUUGAAAUCAACAUUUCUGUUUUUAUUCAUCCAUGAAACAAGUUAUUGAAACGUGUUCUAUUCUACUGUACUUACAAAUAAAUCCGUUGAAAUAUCUGUUGAAAACAUUUUGCAUGGAGGUUUUCUUAUGAUUUCUGUUUAUAUUUAUGCUUGGAAAUAAUAUAUUCCCAGUUAGUUCUCCUAAAUUCCCAUUAAUUUCCAUAAUUCCCAUUAUUUCCAUGGAAAGUUUCCAAUAUGGAAUAUUUCCAAAAUUCCCAAGCUUAACUUACCAUGGAAAUUUACCGGAA
Messenger RNA from Oreochromis aureus, 3241 nucleotides. RefSeq lists its product as uncharacterized. The record is from RefSeq and is a predicted model, not a curated record. NCBI's taxonomy places the organism in Eukaryota, Metazoa, Chordata, Actinopteri, Cichliformes, Cichlidae. The transcript is spliced from 2 exons. The coding region runs from base 953 to 2806 and encodes 617 amino acids. Gene Ontology annotation, molecular function: protein dimerization activity; DNA binding.